Molecule: messenger RNA, 1278 nt
Organism: Malassezia sympodialis ATCC 42132
Lineage: Eukaryota; Fungi; Basidiomycota; Malasseziomycetes; Malasseziales; Malasseziaceae
Exons: 2
Coding region: 1-1278 (425 amino acids)
Molecular function (GO): coenzyme A diphosphatase activity
Source: RefSeq, a predicted model, not a curated record
AUGACACCCUCUCUGCUGGCGCAUCUGCAGCACGGCCUUGUGCGCAUUGCGACGAUCUCUCCUCGCGUGCUCGCCAGCCCGCCGACGCAGCAGCGGCGCGCGAGUGUGGCGCUGAUUCUGCGCAUUCGUCCGGCGGCGGAGGACGAGGCCUGGCUGCGCACCAAAUGGCGCGACGGCGAGGUCCUCGAGGAGGAUGCGCAUCUCUUUCCGUCGAUGAUGCAGCAGGACGCCAAUGGUACGAUGAGCACAGAGGCGCGCCUGCGCCACUUUUUCACGCUGCCAUGGGUGCAGAGCGGCACGCCCGAGCUCCUGUUCAUCAAGCGCGCCGUGCGUGUCAACGACAACUGGUCGUCGCAUGUGGCGUUCCCCGGUGGGCGCCGCGAUGAAGAGGACGAGAAUGGGCUCUUCACGGCGAUGCGCGAGACCUGGGAGGAGGUCGGUAUCGACCUUGCGGAGAAGGACUUCUUGCACGUCGGGCACCUGGAGGACCGAGAGAUCACGAGCAGCCUCGGGAAGCGCCUGCUCAUGAUCCUGAGCCCCUAUGUGUUUGUGCAGCUCUCGCCCUUCUCGCCCCCACCGAGUCUGCAGCCCAGCGAGGUGGCCACGCUGCUUUGGGUCCCGCUCUCCCGGCUCUUCACCCCCACGCCGGCGUGGGGCACACUUCAUCUCGACAUUGCGCGCCACACGCCGCGCCACACAUUCCUGCGCCGCCUCCUGGGCCUGUUGGUCGGGCGGAUGACCUUCCGGUGCAUCCAGCUGCCGAACGCACCGACGGCCAUGACGCUCGUGGAUGCCGCGCAGGUGCUGCCGGACGCGCCCGCGCCAGCCGCGACCGCGGACGACGACGCCACCAAGCAGCUUACCGAGGCGGAGCGCGAGUACGUCGCCGAGCACACCGAGCCACUGCAGCUCUGGGGCCUCACGCUUGGCAUGACGCUCGACUUUCUCGGACACAUGGCAACGUACCAGAUACACCAGACGCCGGCGGAAGCCCCGACGAUGCGCGCGCUCCGCCGCGUGCUAUCGCACACGCCGUCCUCGUGGCUGCUAGGCUCGCCGCACCGCUCACUGCUAGCGCGCAAGGCGCCCAGCAUCGUCGAGGUAUUCCCGCGGUUCAGCUACCCAGACGUCAACCUGUGGAUGUGGGUCUUUGGGUGGCGCUACCGGGCGAUCCAGCGCAACGCCGAGCCCACUGGUCGGGCCUCGCACUCGCAGCAUUCUACUCGUGCGUGCGCCGCGCCCUCAUCGUCACGACCCUGCUACGCUGUCUCGGCCUAG